Vicia villosa (hairy vetch) is the source of this 934-nucleotide messenger RNA. Its product is annotated as WAT1-related protein At1g68170-like. The record is from RefSeq and is a predicted model, not a curated record. The coding region runs from base 32 to 808 and encodes 258 amino acids. Gene Ontology annotation, cellular component: plasma membrane. Lineage: Eukaryota; Viridiplantae; Streptophyta; Magnoliopsida; Fabales; Fabaceae. The transcript has 4 exons. Gene Ontology annotation, molecular function: transmembrane transporter activity.
AAGUUUAAUUUAUAAUCUUUAUGCCGAGGGCAUGACUCUGACCUCAACAACAUUUAUGUUUGCUUUGUUCAACCUUACUCCAGGCAUUACCUUCAUCAUGUCAAUACUUUUCAGAUUGGAAAAACUAAAUUGGAGUGCAACGGAAGGAAAGGCUAAAGUGAUAGGAACAUUAAUAGGAAUAAGUGGAGCAAUGCUAUUGACAUUUUACAAAGGAGAAGAAAUUAAUAUUGGAUCAUCUAAUAUAUACCUUUUGCAUACACAUCACAACCAAAAUGGAGAUAUAAUGCCACAACAUGCAGACUUUAGUAAUAAACUAUUAGGUGUUCUUUGUGCCAUAGGAAGCAGCUGCUCAUUUUCUCUAUGGUUCAUCAUUCAGGCUAAAAUGAACAAAGAAUAUCUAAGCCAUCAUUCAAGCACGGCUUUGAUGUCCACAAUGGGAGCAAUACAAGCUAUUGUUCUUGCUCUUUGUGUUGACAGGGAUUGGAUUCAAUGGAAGCUUGGUUACAAUAUCAGGCUUCUCACUGCAGCUUUUCCGGGAAUAAUAACCUCUGGAAUAGCCACUAUUGCUGUUGCUUGGUGCAUAAAGAUGAGAGGUCCUCUUUUCGCGUCGAUUUUCUAUCCUGUCCAACUCAUAAUUGUUGCUGUCUUUGCUUAUUUAUUGUUGGAUGAGAAGUUAUAUUUAGGAAGUAUUCUUGGAGCAGUGAUGAUCGUGUGCGGUUUGUAUGUGGUGCUUUGGAGUAAGAACAAAGAAAUGCAAGAAAAAGCUCAAUUGAUAAGUAGGGUUAGUCUAGAACAUGCUGAGGCCUAAUGUGAAUAUUAAGAUUAGGUCUUAUAUGUAAUGGAGUGUUUGUUUCAAUAAAUGAAAUUACAUUAUCGGGGGAUGUGACAUUGAAAAUGUAAUAAUCUCAUGUUUGUUUCAGGUUUUUAAAAAUUA